Molecule: messenger RNA, 2544 nt
Organism: Symbiodinium sp. CCMP2592
Lineage: Eukaryota; Dinophyceae; Suessiales; Symbiodiniaceae
Source: the annotation of a GenBank genome assembly
AUGGCCCCGAAGAAGGGCAAGCCGUCUGUCCCUGCAUCUCGUUCACCUACCCCGACAGCCGCUGGGUCUGGUGCGGCCGCGGUCAACGCGAAGACCAAAGGUGCGGCAAAAGCGAAGGGCAAGGCCAAGGCCAAAGCGACGGCAGCACCUUCGCCUGAGGAGGCAGCGGCGCUUCGCUUGCAAAGCCUGGCUCGGGGAUUCCUGGCCCGCCGCGCGGCGCGGCGCCUGCACGAGGAGAGGCAGCGCCAGGAUGCCGAGCUCGCUGCCGCGGUGCGCGCGGCGGAGCUCGCCGCGCUGCAGGUGGAGCGGCGCAAGGCCGAGGCAGAGAGGGCCAAGCAGGAGGAGAAGCGGAAGAAGGCACAAAAGCUGUUGGCUGACACGAAAGCUGCCUUGGAAGCAGCUUUUGACGGCGAUGUCGAUGUGCUCGCGAAGUUGCUCAACUCAGGCCUCCCCGUUGACGCAGCCAAUGCCGCCGGCAUCACGGCCUUGAGCGAGGCCUCCGCGGCAGGCAAGGCAGAGACGGCGCAGCUGCUCCUGGACAGAAAGGCCAACCCCAAUACGCGGGGAGAGUUCAGCAGAACACCUCUUUGGAGAGCCGCAUACAGCAGGCAGAGCGAUCUUGUUCCCUUGCUGCUCGAAGCCGGCGGUGAUCCGAGGCUGAGAGACGACGACGGGCAGACUCCUGCUGAUGUUUGUGCCCAGGACGAGCUGUGCGAGCUCUUGGCUGCCUGGGAUGUAUCUCGCACAGAUGAGCUCGUGGAGGACUUUCAAGAAUGGGCGGCCGAGCUCCAGCGCCAGGAGCAGCACCGGCAACGGGAGGCCAUGAGAUCCGUGGAGGAAGCCUUUGAGGCUGCUGCCAAAGCCUACGAGGCUGCCCAGAUGAUUCUGGCCAAGGCCAAGGCGCAGAUGCGGAAUCGUGAAAAAGAGUAUGGAAUGAAGCUGGCUGCGGGCCACAAGGAUGCCAUGGAGGCCUGUGCUUCCGCGGACGCAGCCCUGCAGCGAGCAGAGGCCGAUGCCGCGACCGCUCAGCAUGACUUCGACCAGGCCCAGCGCCAGCGCCUCGCGGCGGCAGAGGCAGCAGGCGCCGAGGUCGCCGCCGGCCCCGGGCGGUCGGUUCCAGUGCCGGAGCUCAACAACGUUCUGCUGCGAGACCUUGGCGAGCGCAUCGCCCAAGGUGGCCGAUGGCCGCUGGUGCUCGACCCCGGGGACAUUGCGCAGAAGCUCAUCCAGUAUUCGGGAUCAUCACUCCUGAAUUUCUUCCGCUCUGGUGACAUGGAGCCAGAGCGCAUCAGGGUCGCUCUCCUGACGAUGCUCCGUGGUGGUGGCGUUCUUGCCGUGGAUCUGCACAACUUCGGAGCGGGAGUGGCACUAGAUCUACUCUCCCAGCCCUUCGAGAACGUGCGGGAGAAUCUCUUCCAAGACAUUUGCAGCCGGGCACUGCUGCAAGUCCCCAAAGGCAAGCGCAUGCCAAACUUCUACGAUCUGGUCACGAAGGAGGAGCGACAGGAACGCUUCAAAGCCCAAAUGUUCGACGACAAGAUGAUUGCAAGGUUCAAGUUCAUGGUCCUCACGUCGACAGAGCUGCCGCACAAAGACUUGCUGGAGCACUUUGACGUACGUGGCAGCGAAGAUGAAGGAAAUGGCAUCCACCGCCAGGAGCCGGGAAACUCUGCCGGUGCUGCAGAGGCAUCGCAGCCGGCUUCGCCUGUGGAUGAGGCCGUCGCCAACACAGAUGCCAACCGCAGCCCAUGUGGGCAACUCUCUCUGAGGCAGGAAGCUUCGAUCUCCAAGUCUCCCGCCGCGGCCGAGGCCCAGGCCGGGGCUGGGACUUUCUCUCGGAGUCUUGAUGCCAUUGCCGCUGCAGCAGCUCCGCUUCGAAGGCCUCGCCGUGGGCCCUCGGCGAAGCUCGCAAUUAUUCUCAUAAGUGUUGUCUUGCUUGCCAUUGCGGCUGAGCUUUGGAUCAUGAGUAUGCCACAAGUACCGCUCCUGAUUGACAAGCUCUACUUUGCGGUGGCUUUGGCAUUUCAGCUGAUGAUGGUGCAAGGGACUCUGAUCUUUCAUGCAACUAUGGCUCGGGGCCAAAGAGAAGUUCGCGUCCUUUCUGGCAGUGGUUGCUUGUGGUUUAUUGGCAGCGACGACAUGCGCGGUGAGUGGCUUUUCAGCUCGUCAGCUGGUCGGCACCUGCUUCGCUGUGGGGAGCCUUGGCCAGCGGAAGCAGGCGACCCUCUGAGGAUCACGGAAACGGAGGCAGGGUCUCGGCGAGUGGACUUGUCGCUGGAGGUGAGUGGCGCCUCAGCCGAUGUUGAUGCUUGGAAGGCGUCCUUCUUUUCCGAGCUCAAUGACUGCUUGAUCACCCGGGCAGAGGCCGUUGCCCUCGAAGAGGGCGACACGAGCAUGCUCAGCCCCCAGUGCGAGUGGGAGGACCCUCAGGGUCUCAGGGCCUCCUCGGCCGCUGCUGCUACAGAGCUGCCAUUCAUGCGGAAGAUGCGGAAGCAAACAAAGCACGUUGCCAGGAGAUGCGAGCAGUGCAGGCCACCCGGAUGA